AUGUCAUUGUUUUCAAUAUUCAUAAUCGUAUUUGCUUGCAUUCAUAUCGAAGUGUAUGGUGCACGAUGGACUGCUGAACAGGCGAAUGCUUGGUAUGCUGAACAACCCUGGUAUUUCGGUGCGAAUUUUGUACCUUCAACAUCGGUAAAUGAAAUUGAUAUGUGGCAAGCAUUUGACACAGCAACUAUGGAACGUGAAUUAGGAUGGGCAACAGAUAUCAAUAUGAAUAUUAUGCGUGUUUUUCUUCAUGUUCUGUUCUAUCAAGAGAAUCCCGAAGCAUUCUAUCAGAAGAUGGACGCCUUUCUCACUAUCGCUGAUCAACAUCAUAUUAAAAUUGUCUUUGUUCUUUUCGAUGAAUGUUGGCGAGCAGAUCCUGCACUUGGUCCUCAACCAGAUCCUAUUCCAGGUCAACAUAAUUCUCAAUGGGUGCGGUGUCCGGGACAAGCGUGGCUGUUGGAUCGAAGCAAAUGGCCUCUUUUGAAAAAGUACACUGUCGAUGUUCUAACUCGUUUUUCCAACGAUGCACGUGUUGCCUUCUGGGAUCUCUACAAUGAGCCUCAAUGCAGUCAACAAGUACCUAUUGUGUUACCAUUACUUCAUGAGGUGUAUGCUGCUGCUCUCGAAGCUAAUCCAAGCCAACCACUUACUUUCGGUAUUUUACCUGAACCUUUAAAUGUUUCUUUAUCAGUGUUCGAAUUGGAAUCUUCUGACAUCAUUACAUUUCACAGUUACGAACCUUUAAGUGGUACAAUAAAUCAAGUUGCGCAACUCCGUCAAUUCAAUCGGCCAUUGAUCUGCACUGAAUAUAUGGCCCGGUCAGCUGGUAGUACAUUUCAUACCCAUACACGUUUCUUCCGUCAGGAAAAUAUCGGUGCAAUCAAUUGGGGACUCGUUGCUGGUAAAACACAAACAUAUUUUCCAUGGGGAUCACCUGUCAAUGCCUCUACACCUCUUAUAUGGUUUCAUGAUGUAUUCAAUGCUUCUGGUGUACCGUAUUCCACCAUUAUUCGUGUUUCAAUGGCGAAUAGAAAUAAAAAACCGUGUUGUCUCAAUUGCGGUAAAGAACGAGCCAUUUCAAAAUGUACAGGAUGUUCAAAAGAUUAUUGUUACUAUCAUUUGACCGUCCAUCGACGAGAAUUGAAUCGGCAGCUCGAUCACAUCGAGCGUAAUCGCGAUAUUUUCAAACAAAAUCUCAAUGAACAAAUUCGUCGAUACAACCAAGAUUAUUUGAUGAGACAAAUCAAUCAAUGGGAGCAAGAAUCGAUCAAAGCAAUCCAACAAACCGCUAAUGAAUGUCGAGAAGUACUAAUGCAUCAUCGACAGCAAUACUAUGAAAAGAUCAAAAGGAACUUAGAGAAUUUCACUGAACAAGUCAAAGAAAUUCGCGAAGAAAAUGAUUUCAAUGAAGUGGAGGUAAAUAAAUUCAAAGAAAAGUUCAAACAAAUUCAACAACAACUACAUCAACCAAUGAAUCUCACUCUUCACCGCGAAUGUAUUCCACUUGUACAUAAGAUUUCUAUUAUUAUAUCAUCCGGACAAUUCAUCUCGCCGGAUAAUAUCGACAAUUACACGAAAUGGAAAUCGCACGGUUCAACAAUUGCCGGUGGAAAUGGUGGCGACAAUCAAAUGAAUCAACUUUAUUUUCCUCAAGGCAUUUGUAUCGAUACAGAUAACGAUCAUCUGGUUUAUAUAGCUGACUACGAAAACCAUCGUGUCGUUGAAUGGAAGUACGGCAAAACCAGCGGCCGAAUCGUUGCAGGUGGAACGGGUCAAGGCUGUCGAAUAGAUCAGCUGAAUAGUCCGACGGAUGUCAUUAUUGAUAGACGAACAGAUUCAUUGAUCAUCUGUGAUGCUGGAAACCGACGCAUUGUUCAAUGGUCGCGUUUGAAUAUGACAUAUCUGCAGACAUUAGUUCAUGAUAUCGAUUGUAUAGGUUUAACAAUGGACAAUCAUGGAGAUUUGUAUGUAUCGGAUCAUGUUAAGAAUGAAGUGCGACGAUGGAAACAUGGCGAGAUAUGUGGCAAAAUUGUCGCUGGUGGCAAUGGUCGAGGAGACGAACUGAAUCAAUUAAGUUGUGCGACGCACAUAUUUGUCGAUGAUGACUAUUCAGUGUAUGUUUCGGAUUGUAACAACAAUCGUGUGAUGAAAUGGAUGAAAAAUGCUCGAGAAGGAAUUAUCGUUGCGGGUGGAAAUGGUCCGGGAAAUGAAUUAAGUCAACUAUCUCUUCCGCAAGGAAUUUUCGUUGAUCACCUAGGGAAUCUCUAUGUCGCAGAUUCGUUAAAUCAUCGAAUUAUGAGAUGGUUAAAAAAUGCUCAAGAAGGUUGUGUAAUCGUUGGUGGAAAUGGUGAAGGUGACGAAAUGAAUCAAUUCAACUGUACUGUCAGUUUAGCAUUUGAUCAACGGGGAAAUCUUUACGUUGUGGAUUAUAAUAAUCAUCGAGUGCAAAAAUUUGAUAUCGAUUUGAAUUAG
Molecule: messenger RNA, 2469 nt
Organism: Adineta ricciae
Lineage: Eukaryota; Metazoa; Rotifera; Eurotatoria; Adinetida; Adinetidae
Source: the annotation of a GenBank genome assembly